AUCCCAACAUGUCCGGGCUCGGUGAGUCUCUCAUAAAAAGAGGAGCAUCAAUUCGUCGGAGCCUUAAAUUCGGCAAGAAUAAACCCGGCAAACAAGAGCCGCUGGUCCCCGUCUCUGAAGGCUCGACGGAGGAGAGGAAGGAGGAUAAAGAGGAGGAGGAGGAGGAGGUGUGGGAGGAGAUGGAGGAGUUGUACACGCUGCCAGAAAUCCCCCACACACCGCUGUCAGUGAUGCAGAUCAAUAAGCUGAUAGAGACGGAGGCGCUGGAGGAGGCUCACCUGAACCUGCUCGCCCUGCGUCAAGAGUUCCAGCAGGAGCGGGACCGGUGCGGCGAGGACUCGCCCAUGGAGCUCGCCAAGAAGGAAAAAGACCUCAGCCUCCUCUACGGAGACCUGAGGAACAAGAUCAACAUCAUCGUGCGCGACUCCAACUCUUCUCCCCCCACAAACAAAGGGCUGCUGGAGUACGUGGCCCGCAUCAUCCAGGAGGAGGAGAAGAGAGCGGAGGAGCCCGGCGGGCUGCAGGGCGGCUGGAUGGAGGCCUGGAGGGAGGCGGUGGGCGAGGGGGUGCGGAUGAAGGUGGAGAGCGUUCACCUGGAGCAGAGGGAGCAGAACGCCUCCUGGCUGGCGGUUCAUCUGGGGCUGCUGGGUAAAACCAUCGUGGAGGAUCUGGAGAACGUGAAGAGGAAGCUGCGCUGGUCGUACCCGCCCAGCUUCAGAGUCUUCAGCACCUACGUGAAGAGCUACCACAGAGUCGUCGGGCAGCACCUGAAGAAGCUGGCGCAGCAGGUGACGGAGCUGAGAGACCUGUACGCCCUGCUGGGCUGGAUCCUCAACGGCUACAAGAG
Plectropomus leopardus (leopard coralgrouper) is the source of this 847-nucleotide messenger RNA. Lineage: Eukaryota; Metazoa; Chordata; Actinopteri; Perciformes; Serranidae. The record is from RefSeq and is a predicted model, not a curated record.